AUCUACAAUAAAAUCACUGACUGGAUGUUUAGGCAGGAAGUUUGAGGUAGGACAGAGUCCAAAGUCCUUGUCUGAGGGUACAUAGUCCAUACACUUCAAGAGACUGAAGAAGCCUCUUUUAUGGCCAGCAGAUGAAGCGGUGACAAAGUAUCCAACCCCAAAGAGGCACUUGAGAUCGCUUCCAGUGAUUUCUAUUUCAUAUUGACAUUCUUCUAUCGCUGUUUAUCUUUUUAUGGAUUUAUUGAACUCAACGAUCAAACGUAAUUGAUGUAAAGAUACUCAGAAACCAAAAGGAUACACGACUUCGGGAUCGCAGACCACUAUCUCGAUAUCUCAAUCAAAUUCUGACAACCUUUGUACCGAUAUAGAUAACAAUCGAUCAAUCUCUUGUCGUCUGCAAGGAUCAGGGUGUGAUUUUACGUACAGACGAAGCACGUGGAGUAACAUUAAGCGUUGCCAAGCAACGCGCCAAUAUUACUCUUACAGGUGGACUCCGAUCGCAAUACUGAUUAUGAGAAGAUUCGUUGCGCACGCACCGUGUUGAUAGCUGCGAGCAAUCACCCGUAUCUUUUGCGUGCAGUGGCGUGUGCGAUUUUUUUUUCUACCCCUUGUGCGCGCGCGUCAACGAUAUCAUCAUGCCUUUUUCGUUUCGAAUCGGUAAAGACGGCAAGGCCGAUCAGACUGCUAAUCAACCGUCGGAAGAAGCAAACGAAAUGGGAAAUGGCGCGGGCCUGCAUAGUAAGCAGGCGCGCUCGGACGCGGGAGGCGGUGGGGGCAAUGGCGCCGCACCGCACAAGAACAACACGGGUUCGAAUCUCAACCACAAGACCGCCCCGGGCACCCAGGAGGUGACGAAGCUCGAGAUCCGGGUCCACGAGCUCCAGCUCCAGCUCAAGGAGUGCCAUGAGGAGCUUGCGAUACGGAGGGCUAUGGUGGAGGAGCGGGAUGAUGAACUCGAGAGAGUCAGGGAGGAGGUUAAUAAACUCAGGGCUGUGCUCAGCCAGAAGAAUACAGGAGUUAUUGACGGGUCUGGGGGUAAGAAACUCGCCGUUUUAUUGGAGAAUAAGAGGAACAAGAAACAGGGUGUGUCUGGUGAAAGUGGUGGUAUGCAGACCAGCGUUCAAGUACAGGAUACAGAACUCAAGAGACACCCGAAAGAUUCCACUGCCAAACAGCUGAUACGAGAUGCGAUCCUCCUCAAUGACUUCACAAAGAAUUUCGACAUCUCCCAGACCCGUGAAAUAGUGGAUUGUAUGUUCCCGAUCAGUUAUAAGAAGGGAGAGAUAGUCAUCAAUGAGGGUGACACAGGGGCUCAUUUUUACGUUGGGGCAGUGGGUACCCUCCAGGUCAGUCAGGGGGAUCGUGUCCUCGCCACCAUGGGUCCGGGAAAGGUCUUCGGUGAGCUGGCCAUCCUCUAUAAUUGCACGAGAACUGCCACAGUCACAGCCAUCACCGAUGCACAGGUAUGGGCGAUCGAUCGAACCGUGUUCCAACUGAUUAUGAUGAAAACUGGUAUGCAGCGACACGAAGAGUAUUUCAACUUCCUUAAGAGUGUGCCUUUGCUCAAAGAUUUGUCUUCCGAUAAUCUCUUCAAGUUAGCGAACAGUCUGGAGGUAGACUACUUCCAUGAAAAUGAAUAUAUCAUAGUGGAGGGUUCCAGGGGUGAUACUUUCUACAUCAUUAGCAAGGGGGAGGUCCGGAUAACCCAAUCCGUCCAAGGACAAAAGGAACCGCAAUUGGUUAGAACACUCAAGAAAGGUGAUUUCUUCGGCGAGAAAGCUCUCCUUAGCGAGGACGUCAGAACGGCAAAUGUCUUGGCGAAUACGGGCGGCUGUGAGUGUUUAGCCGUUGACAGAAGGUCUUUCAACGAAUUGAUUGGGAACAUCCAGGCCCUCCAGAACAAGAAUUAUGGAGACAAGGAAAGGGGUGCUACAAGAUUGUUGGGAGGAGUGGAUUCAACUGACUUUGACCCAAUAAAGGGGCUAGUAAAAUGGAUAUCGAAAGUCACAAAACGAUCAAGCUCGGAGAUGGACAAUACUGAGAUCGCACGAGUGAAACCGAUACAGGAUGAGCUAGCAUCGAUACACCUGAACGAUCUCGAUAUCGUCGCCACGCUCGGUGUUGGCGGGUUCGGUCGGGUUGAGCUGGUUCAGUUGGCUGGUGAUAAGAGAACAUAUGCCCUCAAAUGUUUGAAGAAACAUCACAUCGUUGAGACUCGCCAACAGGAACAUAUUUUCUCAGAGAAGAAAAUCAUGCUGGAAUCCAGCUCCCCCUUUAUCGUCAAAUUGUUCAAGACGUUCCGUGACAAGAAGUAUAUAUACAUGCUAAUGGAAGUCUGUCUUGGCGGAGAACUGUGGACCAUUCUGAGGGACAAGGGUCACUUUGAUGAUCGAACUGCGAGGUUCUGCACUGCUUGCGUGGUUGAAGCAUUCCACUACUUGCACAGUCGAGGUAUUGUUUACCGAGAUCUUAAGCCUGAGAAUCUACUACUUGACAACAAGGGCUACGUCAAAUUGGUCGACUUUGGGUUUGCAAAGAAGAUCGGAUUUGGUCGCAAGACCUGGACCUUCUGUGGUACGCCGGAGUACGUAGCACCGGAAAUCAUCCUCAACAAAGGUCAUGACCUGUCUUGUGAUUACUGGUCCCUUGGUAUCCUGAUCUUUGAGCUGCUAACAGGAAAUCCUCCAUUCAGCGCCACAGAUCCCAUGAAGACGUACAAUGUCAUCCUAAAGGGCAUUGAUAUCGUGGAGUUCCCACGCAAAAUCCCGCGUAGUGCAGCGAACCUCAUAAAGCGUCUAUGCAGAGACAACCCCGUCGAGAGAAUCGGGUACCAGAAGAAUGGACUGGCCGACAUCAAGAAACACAAGUGGUUCCAAGGUUUCGACUGGGAAGGCCUCAGAAAACAAGAGAUGCCACCCCCACUACCUCCAAAGGUGAAAGGACCAGAUGAUUGCAGUAACUUCGACAGCUACCCGAAAGACGUCGAGAUGCCACCCGACGAAACGUCCGGAUGGGACGAACAUUUCUAAACGGGAACCGACGGCACCCGAGGACUAAACGAUCAUUUCCGAUGUAAAGUCCAGAUGUGCGUUCGGAUGGGAGGAAUAUUUUAAAACGGGAGCUGACAGGCACUCGAAGACAGAAUGAUCGCCGCCGACGAUUUUUUUUUACAUAGACCGGAAUCGGAACAAUGAUUUUAUCGUCGGAGCCGUGUUUAUGGCGACAAGGGGUUAACGGAAUGGUCUUGGUCUGUGUCGGACAUUCUUUGGCCAAGACUUGGAGUAUCGCACACCAUUUUUACAUUUAGUUUGCAGACAUUAAGACAUUUUGACUGCACUGAUCUUCAAAGCUGGGCAUUAAUGGAUACGCUGCCUGCAUGGUCUGAGAUGUACCAUGGCUUGAGAAGAUGAUUCGGAAACUGACGCUAUUUUCGCAAGAUGUGAACAUCCAGUGUAAAUGCCAGAGAAGAUGUGCGAAGACCUCAGAGAGGAUAUCUCCUUUUGAACACAAGAGGUGCAACGUUUAAGGACUACAUUGCUAACUAAAAUUUGGAUCAGAGGACAGAGGCAUAUUAGAAGACAGUGCACAAGACAAGACGAUUCUCAACUUUCUGAGGACAACAAUAUUUAGUUGCACAUUUGUUGCAUAUUUAUCAUAAUGGAUUAUGUCCCCUCUUACCGAAAGAUUGGAUUUUUAUUUUCAAUUUGUUCAUCAGGAAAAUGACUGAUGUAGAUAUGAUCAGGUAAAGCUAUACAUUGCCAGUGACGUUCAAGACAGAUGUAUGAAAAUAGUGUAUACGUAUUUAUAGAGACACAGGAACCUGUUCUAUUAGAUUGUUGUUGCCAUUGUUAUCAUCAGGUACACAUGCGAUAUACCCAAUCGCAAUUUAAAGUUUGGUUAAGAGUAGGCUAACUCAAAACGAGAAUGUUAGAUGUAAUUUCAAUGGGGCAAACUUUUAGGCUUUACUCCAGGCGCCAUUGUUUUGACAGCACGUGGGUUUAUAAGUACUCAAAAAUGCAGAUAAAUCUGUAUUAUGCAAACCUUGGCACAGAAAACAAAUACUGAUUUCCUGAAGGAAUUAAUUCAAGUAUUAAUUGCCUUGUCAAAGAUUUACCCGAUGUUGCACUAG
Molecule: messenger RNA, 4129 nt
Organism: Lytechinus variegatus (green sea urchin)
Lineage: Eukaryota; Metazoa; Echinodermata; Echinoidea; Temnopleuroida; Toxopneustidae
Product: cGMP-dependent protein kinase 1-like
Exons: 17
Coding region: 636-3029 (797 amino acids)
Biological process (GO): protein phosphorylation
Molecular function (GO): ATP binding; cGMP-dependent protein kinase activity
Source: RefSeq, a predicted model, not a curated record